AUGGAAUUAAAUUAUCUAGUCAUCAUUGCAAUUUGUGUUGUUCUUGGGACAGCGCAUUAUUUAAUCAGACAACGACAUCAACCUACUCAAUGGAUCAUUCGCGAUGCGAAUAAAGCUAAACAAGUACUUAAUAACUACGACACUGCUUCUCGGGCAAGGUCAAAUCAGAGAUUGCAUUUUACUUUUGGAAUUUCAAAUCCCUUUACCAAUCCAGAUGAUAAGUAUCGUCACGAAUUCCGUAAAGUUAUUGCUAAAUCCAUCAAAUUGGAUGAUAAAGAGUGGCAAAAUAUUAAAGACAUUGUUCUAAAAACCGUAAACGAUUAUACUCAUUUGGAAACGAGUCAAGAUAGUGUCGUUGUCGAAAUUGUUCCAUGGAUUCAGCAAAUAACGUUAAAUGUUGUUCUCCGUGGUUACUUAGGAAUGACGAACAUUGACAAUGUUAUCGAUGAAGUUCCCAGCAUGAUCAACAACCUUUGGCUCAUAUCUAAAGAACUCGAUUGCAUAACGGCAAGACAGGACGAAAAUUUGAAAUUCAUGUUGAAAACAAAUUGUCUGUUCAAAGAUCUCUUCAAUAUGAAAGCAUCGUCAAGACCUCAACAUAAAAAGCAAAAUAAGACCCGUAAUGUGAUGGAGGAAAUCUCAAAAAUAGCUCGUUCUCGUUUUCCAUGCGCUUUUAAUAAAGUACCCUCAAGUGUUGCCGACGCAGCCGAUCUUUCCGAAUUAAACAAAGGAUUCCAUAAUCCUUCAGGCGAUGACUUGGUAAAUUCUCUCAAUGUUAUAAUUCCCGCGUACGAAACAAUGUGGAGGGUUGUUCUUUACGCUAUUUUAGAGAUCAAGAUACGCCCCUUAUUGAGAAACAAAGAAACCACUGAAGGGAUUUAUAAUACCAACUUUGAAAAUCUCGGUAAUGCAGUCAAAGUUUUUCUGGAAAAUCCAAAACCUAAAAUACUGAAGCAUGAUUCCAGAGUUACUCCACUUUGGCAUGUUAUACAAGAAACCUUGCGACUUUAUCCUCCAACACGACAUAUUCAUCGGGAAAAAGAAGGUCUCAAGGUUACCGUCGAUGUGGAGGCAAUUCAUCGUGAUCCCAAAAUUUGGGGUGAAGAUGCUCUCUUGUUUAAGCCUAAGCGAUUCCACGAAAAGCCGGAAGAGGCUUCAUUCAUACCAUUCUCGACUGGUUCUAUGAAAUGUGUAGCUUCCGAAACAUUUGCCCCAACAUUUGCUGCCAUUAUCAUCUCAGCUAUUUUAGAUCGCGUGAACAAUGUCGCUCUGAAUCAAGAAACUAAAGGAACAUUAUUUCAGAAAGAAAAUGGUCCUUUUGAAAAUAAUCGUCGUGCCUUUGACAAUGUUAAAAUCAAAAUAUAUUGA
Funneliformis mosseae is the source of this 1368-nucleotide messenger RNA. Lineage: Eukaryota; Fungi; Glomeromycota; Glomeromycetes; Glomerales; Glomeraceae. The record is from the annotation of a GenBank genome assembly.